This is a messenger RNA of Camellia sinensis, 1061 nucleotides long. RefSeq names its product glutathione S-transferase U17. Gene Ontology annotation, biological process: glutathione metabolic process. Gene Ontology annotation, cellular component: cytoplasm. Gene Ontology annotation, molecular function: glutathione transferase activity. The record is from RefSeq and is a predicted model, not a curated record. Lineage: Eukaryota; Viridiplantae; Streptophyta; Magnoliopsida; Ericales; Theaceae.
ACAAGAACCAAAUACACAUCUCACACGCACACACCAUUGCGCAUCGUGAACAGUAUUUCACCCACUGUUGGUUUGCUUCUCUUCUCUGGAAACAAUGGCGAAAAGCGAAGUGAAAGUUCUGGGAGCAUGGCCAAGCCCAUUCGUGAUGAGGCCUCGAAUCGCACUCAACAUGAAGGCGGUGGAGUACGAGUUCCUCCAAGAGCAAUUAGGUGCAAAGAGCGAUCUACUUCUCAAAUUGAACCCGGUUUACAAGAAAAUCCCGGUUCUGAUCCAUGGAGACAAGCCAGUAUGUGAGUCGCUAGUCAUCGUACAGUACAUUGACGAGGUUUGGACCUCCUCCGCUCCUUCAAUCCUUCCUUCCGAUCCUUAUGAUCGUGCUCUGGCUCGCUUUUGGGCUGCUUAUAUCGAUGAUAAGUGGUUUCCAUCACUGAGUGGUAUAGCCAAGGCUCAGGGAGAGGAAGCAAAGAAGGCAGCAAUUGAUCAAGUGAUUGAAGGUUUAGUGCUAUUAGAAGAUGCCUUUGUGAAAUGCAGUAAAGGCAAGAGCUUCUUCGGCGGCGAUCACAUCGGAUACCUCGACAUUGCAUUCGGCUGCUUCCUCGGGUGGCUGCGAGCGAUUGAGAAGAUGAACAAUAUGAAAUUUCUCGACGAAGCCAAGAUGCCGAAUCUGGUCAAAUGGGCUGAGAAGUUUUGCAGUGAUGUUGCUGUGAAGGAUGUUAUGCCUGAAACUGAUAAGCUUGCUGAGUUUGCUAAGGUGCUCAUGGCCAAAUUCAGAGGACCACCUACAAACUAGAAAUAAAGAUAUCCAUAAUAGCCAUAAAGGCCUUCAGUGAGAGGCAGAUGUUGUGAGGCAAUAUUUACUGUUCUUGUCCAUUUGGGUUGUUGAGAAUGCAGUUCCUGUGAUGAAUAUGAUGGAUUGGUGGUGCCAAUUCUAGUUUGUAGGUGGUGUGUUGUUGUCCUUUUGAAUUUGAUAACCAUUAUGUUUUGGUAAGUGUAUUUUUUUGGCUUAUUUUCGUAUUUAGUGAGACAAAAAUAAGUCAAAAUAAGUAAUUUUUGUUUACUUA